AUGCACAAAGCUUACCAACCAUUUAAACCUGCUACCAAUAGGUACCUUCAGAAAAAAUGGGACCAUGCACAUUACAAGGAGCACCGCAAGAAGGUGGAAAAUGCAAAACCAGUUGUUGACACCAAAGGUUUUGAGACACCGUCCCAUGUUCAACUGAAAUUGAAAAAGCUACAGAUACAGGAAGAAAAGCUGGCCAUUAUUGAGAGGGACAACCAUCUCCUGUCAUCCAGAUUGGCAACUAUUAUGCUGUCAAAAGGCCUGAUUGAUCACAGGAACCCUUCGUUUGAACAUAGCAGUCUGAACAAUGAGAAGAGACGAAAAAAGCUGUUGGAAGUCAGUGGUGAGAACCAGGCUAUGCUCCAGAGAUUAUCAGCCUGUGAAUCUGACUAUCGGCGGCAACAGUGGGAGGACAACUGGAAAAGAAUUGAACAACAGAGGGACGACAUCGCCAAGUAUCCACGUGGACUGACCAAGAAAAGUACUUAAGUUACAGCAUUGUGGCAACCAUUAAAGCACAUGAAUUCAACACGUUUUACCCUUGUCUUUUGUUUAUCUUUCGUAAUUGUCAUGUGUUUGUAGUCAUUAUUUAUUGAUCAACAUAAUUGAAAUGUGGCAUGCCGCAUAGAGAAA
Engraulis encrasicolus (European anchovy) is the source of this 630-nucleotide messenger RNA. RefSeq lists its product as uncharacterized. The transcript has 4 exons. The record is from RefSeq and is a predicted model, not a curated record. Bases 1 to 486 code for a protein of 161 amino acids. Lineage: Eukaryota; Metazoa; Chordata; Actinopteri; Clupeiformes; Engraulidae.